AUGAUAAAAGUAUGGAAUGAAACAUAUGAUAGUGCAACUGUAGCAUUUAUGCUAUAUGGUUCAUCACUAGUUUUCUUUAUGAUUCCAGGGCUAGGCUUCCUAUAUAGUGGUCUAGCAAGAAGAAAAUCAGCUUUGAGUUUAAUUUGGGCAUGCCUAAUGGCAACAUUGGUUGGUAUCUUACAAUGGUACUUUUGGGGGUAUUCGUUAGCCUUUUCAAAAACUUCGCACAACAAGUUUAUAGGAAAUGUUAAUUCAUUUGGUUUUAGAGAUGUUUACGGUGCAGUUAAUGAGGGUGAUGCAUAUCCUGAAUUGGCUUUUGCCUGUUUCCAGGGAUUAUUCAUGUGUGUUACCCUAAGUAUUGUUGCAGGCGCUACUGCUGAAAGAGGUAGGUUAUUGCCUCAUAUGGUUUUUAUCUUUUGUUUUGCUACCAUUGUAUAUUGUCCAGUUUGCUAUUGGAUUUGGGCUCCUCAAGGUUGGGCCUAUAAAUGGGGGGUUUUGGACUGGGCUGGUGGAUUUUUAGAAGUAAUAAGUGCUGUUGGUGGAUUUGUAUAUUCUGCGUUUCUAGGUCCUAGAAGAGAAAAUUUGUUAAUCAAUUUCAGACCACACAAUGUUAGUAUGAUCACCUUGGGUACUGGAAUCCUUUGGUUUGGUUGGUUGGGUUUCAACAGUUGUACCACUUUAUCUCCCAACUUAAAAUCAUUUUACGUAUUUAUGAAUUCCAAUCUUAGUGCCACAUCCGCAGGUAUGACAUGGUGUUUACUAGAUUAUAGACUAGAAAAAAAAUGGUCAACCGUUGGGUUAUGUUCAGGAAUUAUUUGUGGGUUAGUUGCAGCUACCCCAAGUUCUGGGUGCAUCACACUCUAUGGAUCUGUUAUCCAAGGAAUUAUUACAGGUAUAGUUUGUAAUUUUUCAACGAAAAUUAAAUUUUACUUAAAGGUUGACGAUGCAAUGGAUAUCUUAGCGGAACACGGCAUGGCUGGUUUGGUAGGAUUAUUUUUCAAUGCAUUAUUUGGUGCAGAUUGGGUUAUUGGGCUGGAUGGUGCUACCGAGCAUGGUGGUGGAUGGAUUUCCAGAAAUUGGAAGCAAAUGUAUAAACAAAUCGCUUAUAUGUUUGCUGUUUUGGGUUGGGGCGCUGUGGUCAGCGCCAUCUUAUGUUUUGUGAUUGAUAAUAUUCCGGGUUUAGGUUUAAGAGCCACUGAAGAAGCUGAGGCCCUGGGUAUGGAUGAAGAUCAGAUCGGAGAAUUUGCUUAUGAUUACGUCGAGGUCAGAAGAGAUUACUUCACUUGGGGUAACCAGAAUACAACCAGUGAUGAAAAUAGUAGUAGUACGGAUAGUGCUGAACUUCAAGAGCUCGAAAAACCUGAGAACAGUAACGAAGUAAUAGUUUUUGAUGCAGAUCAUGUUGCUGAUCUUCAAAAUUGCCGGCCUCAAAACGGAAUAAUACAGCAUAAUAAAAGUAGUAGUACUGAAAAAAGUGAUGCUACUACAAACUUCAAUAAAGAAGAUAAUAACAUUGAUGAUGUAAUAGAAAAGGUGGUUUGA
Molecule: messenger RNA, 1542 nt
Organism: Saccharomycodes ludwigii
Lineage: Eukaryota; Fungi; Ascomycota; Saccharomycetes; Saccharomycodales; Saccharomycodaceae
Gene: MEP3
Product: ammonium permease MEP3
Exons: 1
Coding region: 1-1542 (513 amino acids)
Biological process (GO): ammonium transmembrane transport
Cellular component (GO): plasma membrane
Molecular function (GO): ammonium channel activity
Source: RefSeq, a predicted model, not a curated record